This is a messenger RNA of Acinonyx jubatus (cheetah), 3852 nucleotides long. It is a transcript of the gene GLE1, whose product is annotated as GLE1 RNA export mediator. The coding region runs from base 726 to 2732 and encodes 668 amino acids. Lineage: Eukaryota; Metazoa; Chordata; Mammalia; Carnivora; Felidae. Gene Ontology annotation, cellular component: cytoplasm; nuclear pore; nuclear pore cytoplasmic filaments. The record is from RefSeq and is a predicted model, not a curated record. Gene Ontology annotation, biological process: regulation of translational initiation; regulation of translational termination; poly(A)+ mRNA export from nucleus. Gene Ontology annotation, molecular function: translation initiation factor binding; phospholipid binding; inositol hexakisphosphate binding. The transcript is spliced from 16 exons.
AUCAUGACCUGAGCUGAAGUCGGACGCUUAACCGACUGAGCCACCCAGGCGCCCCAAUAUAGCAUUCUAUUUUUUAAGUAGGCUUCCAGUGUGGGCCUGGAACUCACGACCCCAUUGUCAAGAGUUGCACACUCUACCAACUGAGCCAGCCAGGUGCCCCUCGAGCCAGUUUUAUAUAUUUGUGAAUUGACAGUUUAUGUCUUUCGCUAUUGGUAUUUUUUUUUCUUUUUCUUUUACUUUUUUUUAAAUGUUUAUUUUUGAGAGAGAGCGCGCGCGUGUGCAUGCACACGAAUGGGGGAGGGGCAGAGAGAGAGGAAGACCCAGAAUCCGAAGCAGGCUCCAGGCUCGGAGCUGUCAGCGCAGAGCCUGACGUGGAGCUUGAGCCCCCAAACCUCGAGAUCAUGACCUGAGCUGAAGUUGGACGCUUAACCCACUGAGCCGCCCAGGUGCCACGCUAUUUAUAUUUUUCUUUUGGGUUUUUUUUUCCCCCCUGAUUUUACAAGUUCUUUAUGUAUUAAGGAUAACCGUAGCCCUUUAUCUGUGACAUGUAUUGCAUAUAUUUUUUCUAGUUUGUCAGUUGGAAUUUUUUCUGUUUAUGUUUUUUUUUUUUUUCUUUUAAUUUGUAUUUUAAGUAGGCUCCACGCCCAGUGUGGGGCUUGAACUCAUGAGUCUUGAGAUCAAGAGUCGCAUGCUGUACUGACUGAGCCAGCCAGGCACCCCUGUUUAUGGUGUUUUGGGAUGUUUUGGAAGAAUGUAGGUCUGUUCCCAAGCUCUCUUCCUACUCCGGAUGGGUGGUAGACCAUGUCUUACCCCACAUGCAAGAGAAUCAACCAUCCUCUGAGACUUCAGAAUCCUCCAGAUCCACUUCAGACCUUGAACAACCUUCCUGUGUUCCCAAAUCUCCCGUCAGAACCCCUGCCUUCUCACCAGUUUCCUCAGCAACACCAGAUGGAGCCGAGGACAAACAUGAGUCCCAGCAUGCAGAACCUAUGGCACUUCAGUCCUCCCGGGGGAUCAAAGUGGAAGGUUGCAUCCGGAUGUAUGAGCUGGUGCACAGAAUGAGAGGAAGAGAGGGCCUGAGGCAGUGGCAAGAGGAGCAGGAGAGGAAGGUGCGAGCCCUCUCUGAGAUGGCAUCUGAACAACUGAAGCGCUUUGAUGAACGGAAGGAACUGAAACAUCAUAAAGAAUUCCAGGACUUACGGGAAGUGAUGGAGAAGAGCUCCAGAGAAGCCCUGGGGCACCAAGAGAAGCUAAAAGCUGAGCAUCGUCACAGAGCAAAGAUUCUCAACCUGAAGCUGAGGGAGGCUGAGCAGCAGCGCCUGAAGCAGGUGGAGCAGGAGCGGCUGCGGAAGGAAGAGGGCCAGGUCCGCCUGCGGGGCCUCUAUGGCCUGCAGGAGGAGGUGCUGCACCUCAACCAGCAGCUGGACGCCUCUGAGCAGCAUAAAGAUGUGCUGAAGGUGGACCUGUCCGCCUUCCGGACCCGGGGCAACCAACUGUGCGGCCUCGUCUCGGGGAUCAUCCGGGCCACUUCUGAGAACGGCUUUCCCACAGCAGAGGACCAGGCUGUGGCUGAGAGAGCCCUGCAGGAAAUGCGGGACCUCCUUACAAGCUUGCAGCAGGAGAUCGCCAGGGCCAGUGAGGACAAGAGGAGGCAGGAUUUGGAGGCCCAGGUAAAGCGGCAAGACUCACACAUGCAGCAGGGGCCAGAGGUCCACAGAGAGACCCCAGCUCCCAGCCAGGGUCCAGGAGGGAAACAGAAUGAAGACCUCCAAGUAAAGGUACAAGACAGUACAAUGCGGUGGUACCACCAGCUGCAGGAUGUUUCCAGUCAGUGCGUGUUGGCCUUUGAGGAGCUGACCAACAGCAAAGACAGUCAGGCCAAAAAGGUAAAGAUGGACCUCCAGAAAGCUGCCACCAUCCCAGUGAGCCAAAUCUCCACCAUUGCAGGCUCAAAGCUGAAGGAGAUCUUUGACAAGAUCCACAACCUGCUCUCCGGAAAACCAGUUCAGUCUGGCGGGCGCUCUGUGUCCGUCACACUUAACCCACAGGGCCUGGAUUUUGUCCAGUACAAGCUGGCAGAGAAGUUUGUGAAACAAGGAGAGGAGGAGGUGGCCUCUCACCACGAAGCGGCAUUCCCCAUUGCGGUUGUGGCGUCUGGGAUCUGGGAGCUCCACCCCAGAGUGGGCGACCUCAUUCUUGCACAUCUCCACAGGAAGUGUCCCUACUCAGUUCCCUUCUACCCACCUUUCAAGGAGGGAAUGGCUUUGGAAGACUACCAGAGGACGCUUGGCUACCAAGUGAAAGACUCCAAAGUGGAACAGCAGGACAACUUUCUAAAGCGCAUGUCUGGGAUGAUCCGACUCUACGCCGCCAUCAUCCAGCUCCGGUGGCCGUAUGGAGGCCGACAACAGAUUCACCCUCACGGCUUAAAUCAUGGCUGGCGCUGGUUGGCACAAAUCUUAAAUAUGGAGCCCCUGUCAGAUGUGACAGCCACUCUCCUCUUUGACUUCUUGGAGGUGUGUGGGAAUGCCCUCAUGAAGCAGUACCAGGUACAGUUCUGGAAGAUGAUACUUCUCAUCAAAGAGGACUACUUCCCCAGGAUUGAAGCCAUCACAAGCUCAGGACAGAUGGGUUCCUUCAUACGCCUCAAGCAGUUCUUAGAGAAAUGUUUGCAGCGCAAGGAGAUUCCUGUCCCCAAGGGCUUUCUGACCUCCUCCUUCUGGCGUUCCUGAUGGCACCCCGGCGCCCACCAUCUCUGUUCUGUUGCAGAGGGACAAUAAUAAAGCAACUGAAAACAGCUGCAUUUGGGAGAAGUCAUAUCAGAUUUAGAAAUCUACCAACCUGUGCUUUUAUAUAUUUGUACCCAUGACUAGGAGAGGAGAUCGUUCAGGGGUCCCAGAAUCUAGGAGGUCUCUCGUAGGUUGGACAGUCCUUAAGGGAUCCACAUGACAGAGUAAAUGGAAUCGGCUUUUCUCACUUCUACAAAUAUGGUGAGGUGUUUAGUUCUUGGUCUCCUCCUUCAUUUCCUUUGUCUCUGCUGUCUUUCAGAAAGUAGGUGGUACCUUAACCAUUUCCCUCUGAGCUGAAGUAAGCCCCCCACGCCUACUCCCCCGCCCUGCUGCCCCUCCCCAGAGUACAGGUUAAUAGCUGAGGCCCAAAUGCUUACAUGAAAGUCUGGGCUAUGGUGGUUUUGUUUUCUCAGCUUGUGGAGUAAUCGUAAAUUCAGAGGAAAUGCCUGAUGCAGACGUGGAUUAAGCCCCAAAUUGUAUCAGAGAUAGUUUAGCAUCCGGGAUUAGGACUGUUGAUACAUGUUAUAUUGAACAGGAAGCACUGUUUGUCCUUUUAAUUGGGACUUUGCCCCCUGAAGGACUAGGGGUGCAGGAGCCAGAGCAAGUGUGGGGUUUUGUUUGUUUGUUUGUUUGUUUGUUUGUUUCUGAAUUUGAAUUAAGUUGAGCUGAGAUGGGUUUGCAACACUAUACAAGAGCCAAGCAUCUACAGGCAAUGAUUCAGGGGUUAAAUGAAGGUGUUCGGGAGGAACUGAGAACUGCUUUAUAAUUGUUUACAUGUCCUGAAUGAAGAAUGAUGAUAGAUUUGCCUGAAUAAAGCCACGACAGAAAUUCAGAACCCGGCUGUUCGGAUGAGAAUUGAGAUUUGUUUUACAAAAGACUCACUGUCUUUUGUAGUGCAGAGGCAGGGAUAUACCCCUCUGUACCACCUGUUGUGUGUGGGGAUGUGUUUUGGGGGAGUGGGGGUAUUCCCUGGUACUCCUGAGUGGCUUGAAGUAACACACUCUAUGAAUUGUUGACUAUGGUGCCAAAAAAUAAGUAAUAAAGCUUGAUUUUAAAAAACCCA